GUAAAAAGCCCAACAACAGUGAAGUCCGGUUUCUUGACGAAAAAGGAAGGAACCUUAUUGAGAAUCUCUGCGAUCUCUUUUCUUCUCGAUGGCACCAGGAACAAUUCCAUCAUCAUCAUCAUCUUGGAAACCAGCUAGGGUUCGGUUUAAUACUAAAAAACGAGUCCACGUUAAUGGAAUUGCAACAUCUCGGAAAGUAGCUAGGGUUGAAGGAAGAGGAAGACCUUCUCUCAAAUCGAAUUCAAACUCUGAGGAAGAGAACGCUUCAUUUGAGGUUGAUGAAGGAACAGGAGUGCCCUCUUCAAAAUCCAGUUUACCUGCCACCAAACCUCAACAACCUCCUCCUCCUCCCAUCGAUUCACCACUCCCUUCUGAUGUGUCCUUGUGUCAUGGAUCUAAAAGAAAGAAGAGGAAGACAUCUACACGCACCAACGCGUCCUCCUCCGCUGAUACCAAUCGCCAGUUUCCACCAAAAAGAAGACUUCGAAAAGCUAGGGUUGGGGGGAAAUCCUCUGAUAACCCUAAAAACGAAAAUCUUGAUAAUCAGAAUUUGAAGCCCUCCCCGAUGGCACUUCGAGUCCGUAGCAAGGGUGCUAGGAAAUCUAGGGUUAGAAAUAGAAUGCCCUCUCCGAAAUCCAUUUCACUUAGCAAAAGCAAACUUCCAUGUGACAACAUCUCAAUCUCUGACCAGAAUAUUUUAGCUGGGGGUCAAGGGAGUAAUUGGGAACUUUCAAGCUUUGAGAGAGGAAAAUCCAUUUCAGAUAGCUGCAAACCUCAACCUUUGAAGUUUUCCGACCAGCAGAACGUUAUAGCUGGUGGUCAACGGAGUAGUGAGAGAGGGGGAAAAUCCAUUUCAGGUAGCAGCAAACCUCAACCUUUAGAGAACAUUUGUAUUGAUGAAGCCUCUCCCAAAUCCGGUUCACCUGUCACUGAACCUCAACAACCUCUCAAUGAUGAGGAGGAGGACUUGAGUUACAUGAACUCUCAUCUCACUUUUGAACAAAUGGUGGAAAACAUGAAAAAAGUAAAUGAACUCGCGUUGGAUGAAUCCGAAUCCGAAUCCGAACACAAUGGUAUGCAGUGCAAUUGUGACUUCAACAACUGCACAUGUCUUAAAUCUUAUUAUGAAUAUCUUGCACUUGACUAUGCUGAGUUGGAUUUUAGUCUACGCUAGAUACAUCCUUGUGUGUAUUAUUUUCCUACAAUAGUUCACUUGUCAAUCCGAAGAUGACGAAGACAAUGGUAUGCAGUGCAAUUGUGACUUCAACAACUGCACAUGUCUUCAAUCUUAUUGCGAAUAUCUUGAACAUGACUAUGAUGAUGAGGAUUUUGCAUUUCAAGUCUAGAGACUAGACACAUCCUUGUGUGUAUUAUUUUCCUACAAUCGUUCACUUGUCAUCUUAGAUUUCUUUAUUCUGUCGUUUUUAUUUUAUUUUGUAUGUUCACUUGUUAUGUAUAACUCCAACUCUGUUUAAUUAAUUAGAAUUAUUAUUCUCCUUCUUUAAUUACUAGUA
Molecule: messenger RNA, 1514 nt
Organism: Medicago truncatula (barrel medic)
Lineage: Eukaryota; Viridiplantae; Streptophyta; Magnoliopsida; Fabales; Fabaceae
Exons: 5
Coding region: 89-1174 (361 amino acids)
Source: RefSeq, a predicted model, not a curated record